Nelumbo nucifera (sacred lotus) is the source of this 3620-nucleotide messenger RNA. Its product is annotated as villin-2. Lineage: Eukaryota; Viridiplantae; Streptophyta; Magnoliopsida; Proteales; Nelumbonaceae. The record is from RefSeq and is a predicted model, not a curated record. Gene Ontology annotation, molecular function: actin filament binding. Gene Ontology annotation, biological process: actin filament severing; cytoskeleton organization.
AAAGGAGGAGAGAGAAGAGGGAGAGAGAAAGAGUUUAGAGAGAGAGAGAGAGAGAGAGAGGGAGCAAUUAUUCGCUUUUUUAAGUAUCCUCUCUUUUGCCAGCUCUGCAUCGCUUCCCAUUUCGCAUCCCUUCCUCCCACGUUCUGCUCUCUGCAAAGUGAAAGAUAGAGGGAAAAGGAAGGAGUGAUAGAGAUCUAAGACAUCAGAAUCUCGGAAUUUGAAGGACUUCUUCUGCAAUUUGCAUAGGAGGAAUAGAUAAAGUUGUUACACAAUGGCAAACUCUACAAAAGUUGUGGAUCCCGCAUUCCAGGGAGUGGGCCAGAGAGUUGGGACUGAAAUUUGGCGGAUUGAGAACUUUCAGCCAGUUCCCUUGCCAAAAUCUGAACAUGGUAAAUUCUAUAUGGGGGAUUCAUACAUUGUUUUGCAGACCACUUCUGGAAAGGGGGGAUCUUAUCUAUAUGACAUACAUUUUUGGAUUGGAAAAGACACUAGUCAGGAUGAAGCUGGAACUGCAGCAAUCAAGGCAGUUGAGCUUGAUGCAGUCCUUGGAGGACGUGCAGUUCAGCAUAGGGAAUUGCAAGGGCAUGAGUCAGACAAGUUUUUAUCAUACUUUAAACCAUGCAUUAUUCCAUUGGAGGGAGGUAUUGCUUCUGGGUUCAAGAAACCCGAAGAAGAAAAAUUUGAAACACGACUCUAUGUUUGCAGAGGAAAACGAGUUGUCAAAUUGAAGCAGGUUCCCUUUGCUCGCUCAUCACUAAAUCAUGACGAUGUUUUUAUCCUGGAUACUGAGAAUAAGAUUUAUCAGUUUAAUGGUGCAAACUCUAAUAUUCAAGAAAGAGCCAAGGCUUUGGAAGUAAUUCAGUAUUUCAAGGAAAAGUACCAUGAAGGGAAGUGUGAAGUCUCAAUUGUUGAUGAUGGAAAACUUGUAGCUGAGUCAGAUUCAGGUGAAUUCUGGGUCCUCUUUGGUGGUUUUGCUCCAAUUGGGAGAAAAGCUGCAACAGAAGAGGAUGUUAUUCUGGAGACUACUCCUGGAAAAUUAUAUAGCAUUACUGAUGGUCAGGUGAAGCCGGUGGAUGGUGCACUAUCUAAAGCCAUGUUGGAGAACAACCAAUGCUAUUUACUGGAUUGUGGUGCUGAAGUAUUUGUUUGGGUUGGCCGUGUAACACAAGUGGAGGAGAGAAAAGCUGCCAGCCAAGCCGCUGAGGAAUUUAUCAAUAGCCAAAAUAGACCAAAGUCAACACGCAUAACCCGGAUUAUUCAAGGGUAUGAGACACAUUCUUUUAAGUCCAAUUUUGAGUCUUGGCCAGUUGGAGCAAGCACUUCUGGUGCUGAUGAUGGAAGAGGAAAAGUAGCAGCUUUGCUGAAGCAACAAGGUGUUGACGUCAAGGGAAUGGCAAAAGGUGCUACUGUCAAUGAAGAUAUCCCACCUUUGCUUGAAAGUGGUGGAAAAAUUGAGGUAUGGCGCAUAAAUGGCAGUGCCAAGACGCCAAUUCCCAAGGAGGAGAUUGGUAAAUUUUAUAGUGGAGAUUGCUACAUUGUUCUUUAUACUUAUCACUCAGGUGAUAAGAGGGAAGACUACUACUUGACCUGCUGGUUGGGGAAGGAUAGUAUCCAGGACGACCAAAUGAUGGCUACACGAUUGGCAAGUACAAUGUGCAACUCAUUGAAAGGACGGCCUGUCCAGGGCCGCAUAUUUCAAGGGAAAGAGCCUCCACAAUUCAUUGCAAUUUUUGAGUCUAUGGUUGUCCUCAAGGGUGGAGUAAGUUCUGGUUACAAGAAAUUUAUAGCAGACAAAAAUCUAACGGAUGAGACUUAUACUGCCGAUGGUAUUGCACUCAUCCGUAUUUGUGGAACAUCUGUGCAUAAUGAUAAAGCAGUGCAAGUUGAUGCGGUGGCAACAUCCUUGAGCUCUAAUGAUUGUUUCCUUUUGCAAUCUGGCUCUUCAAUUUUCACUUGGCAUGGAAACCAAAGUACCUUUGAGCAACAACAAUUGGCUGCAAAAAUUGCAGAAUUUUUGAAGCCAGGAGUUGUUUUGAAACAUGCAAAGGAAGGAACCGAGAGUUCAGCCUUCUGGUUUGCAUUAGGAGGGAAACAAAGUUACAUUAGCAAAAAAGUAACACAAGAAACUGUUAGGGAUCCUCAUUUGUACAUGUUCUCAUUCAACAAAGGAAAGUUUGAGGUAUCAGAAGUUUACAACUUCUCUCAAGAUGAUCUGUUGACUGAGGACAUUUUAAUACUUGAUACACAUGCUGAGGUAUUUGUUUGGGUUGGCCAGUGUGUGGAUAGCAAAGAAAAGCAGAAGGCUUUUGAAAUUGGUCAGAAAUACAUAGAACUGGCAGCAAAUCUUGAAGGUUUGCCUCCUGAUGUACCACUUUACAAGGUCACAGAAGGAAAUGAACCAUGCUUCUUCACAACAUAUUUUUCAUGGGAUUCCUCAAAAGCCCUGGCUCAGGGGAAUUCAUUUGAAAAGAAGGUCCUGUUGCUCUUUGGCUCAACACAUGCUUCAGAGAGUCAGGAGAAGUCCAACAGUUCAAGUCAAGGAGGGCCAACUCAAAGAGCUUCAGCUUUAGCUGCUUUAAACUCUGCAUUUAAUCCAUCUGGUGGAACCAAAACAGCAGCUCCUAGGCCAGCUACCAAGAGCCAAGGAUCACAAAGAGCUGCUGCUGUAGCAGCUCUUUCAAAUGUACUUACCGCUGAAAAGAAGAAGCGAUCACCCGAUGCAUCUCCUGCCCGAGCCAGUAGAAGUCCUACACCCACCAGGAGUCCUCCUGUUGGCACAAAGAGUGAAAAUACUAGUCCUGAGGUGGAGGAUGCCCAAGAAACUCAAGAAGUCAAGGAAACAGAGGGAGUAGUAUCUGUAUCACAAAGCAAUGGUGAGGACUUGGUUAAAGAAGUGAUACAGCCGAACGAGAAUGGAGGUGACGGUACAUUUACAUAUGAUCAACUGAAGACCAAGUCAGCAAACCCAGUUAGUGGAAUUGAUUUCAAGAAAAGAGAGGCCUAUCUAUCUGAUGAGGAGUUCCAGACUGUAUUGGGGAUGACAAAAGCAGCAUUCUACCGGCAACCAAAGUGGAAGCAGGACAUGCAGAAGAGGAAGGUGGAUUUGUUUUAAAUCAGUCCAAGUAGUGAUUGCUUACAUUUUUUUUGCCGGCUUUUAUCCAUUAUGCCUUGUUAUACUGUUGUCUGUUGAGAAAUGUGGUUAUAUGUUUAGUCUUGGGUGGCUCUAUCUAGGAUUUGAUGUUUGCUCCAUAAUGAAGAUAGUUGCAGUCAGCUUCAUAUAUUCUCAUAUCAUGCCUGCCUGGGAAAGUGUUUUUUAGUCAACUGCUGCUAUUGACCCUGUGAUAAUCAGGGUUUGUAGUUUUAGGAGAGCAGCAGGCAGGCCAUAUUCUUUUAUUUUUAUACCUGAGUUUUACUGUUUGAUGUCCUUGGAUUGAUGUCUAGCGUGUCUAGGGGGGAAGUUGGUCACUGGUCCUUGUGUAUUAUUUUAGUUUGGGUUUUGAAAUGGACUCUUUACUCAUUCGUCAAGAAAAAGGGUGUAUAUGCAUUGUAAUCAUCCAAUAGAAGAACAGACUUCUCGUUGUUUGUCUUAAUGUUAUAAACGAGUCCAUGUUGGUUUAUCA